Molecule: messenger RNA, 3896 nt
Organism: Sus scrofa (pig)
Lineage: Eukaryota; Metazoa; Chordata; Mammalia; Artiodactyla; Suidae
Gene: GPATCH3
Product: G-patch domain containing 3
Biological process (GO): negative regulation of type I interferon production; positive regulation of DNA-templated transcription; negative regulation of RIG-I signaling pathway
Molecular function (GO): nucleic acid binding
Source: RefSeq, a predicted model, not a curated record
AUUGGUUCCAGCCGAUCAUGUGACAUCUAAGAUGGCAGUGUCCAGCGAGGCGGAAGAAGAGGCAGCAGUUUAUCUGAUAGUGAGUGGUAUCCCUUCGGCGUUGCGUUCAGCCCAGCUACGGAAUUACUUUAGCCAGUUCCGGGAAGAACGCGGCUGUGGCUUCAUUUGUUUCCACUACCGGCAUCGGCCGGAGAGGGCCCCUUCCCGGGCUCCUCCGGAUUCUGCCCUAACUCCUCUCGGCCAGGGUCUCGCCCAGACUUCAGUCAAAGAUGCCCGUGCUCUCUCCACUCAGGACUCUGCUCCCGCCCAGCCCCACACCUGCUGCUGCGUGGUCUCCAUACGGGGGGAAGCUCAAGCCCAGAGGUUUCUCCGCAUGUACUCCGGCCGCCGGUGGCUGGAUUCUCAGGGGACUUGGUUACCUGGUUGUUGUGUCAUCCGCAGACUUCGACUACCUACUGAGACAUCAGGUCUGGACUCCUUUCCCUUCAAGACCCGGAAAGAACUGCAGAGUCGGAAGGCUACAAGUGAAGCCUUCACACUGGCCGACCUGAGACAACUGCCAGAGUUGAACCCACCAGUGCUGAUGCCCAGAGGGAAUGUGGGGACUCCCCUUCAGGUCUUUUUGGAGUUGAUCCGGGCCUGCCGCCUACCCCCUCGGAUCAUCACCCAGCUGCAGCUCCAGUUCCCCAAGACAGGUUCCUCCCGGCGCUACGGCAAUGUGCCUUUCAAGUAUGAGGACUCAGAGACUGUGGAGCAGGAAGAGCUUGUAUACACAGCCAAGGGUGAGGAAAUACCCCAGGGAACCUGCCUGGCAGAUGUACUAGCCAGCCCCUGUGGAGAGGUGGAGGAAGAAAGAGAAAAGGAAGAGGAAGAAGAAUCACACUCAGAUGAUGAUGAUGACCGGGGCGAGGAGUGGGAGCGGCACGAAGCACUGCAUGAGGACGUGACCAGGCAGGAGCGGACCACUGAGCGGCUCUUUGAGGAGGAGAUCGAGCUCAAGUGGGAGAAGGGCGGCUCCGGGCUGGUGUUCUACACUGAUGCCCAGUUCUGGCAGGAGGAGGAAGGAGACUUUGAUGAACAGACAGCUGAUGACUGGGAUGUGGACAUGAGUGUGUACUAUGAUGCAGAUGGUGGAGACAAGGACGCCCGAGACUCUGUCCAAAUGCGUCUGGAACAGAGACUCCGUGAUGGCCAGGAGGCUGGCUCUGUGAUCAGGCACCAGGUGGGCACCUUCGAGCGCCACACCAAGGGCAUUGGGCGGAAGGUGAUGGAGCGGCAGGGCUGGGCUGAGGGCCAGGGCCUGGGCAGCCAGUGCUCAGGGGUGCCUGAGGCCCUGGAUAGUGAUGGCCAGCACCCCAGAUGCAAGCGUGGAUUGGGGUACCAUGGAGAGAAGCUGCAGCCAUUUGGGCAACUGAAGAGACCCCGUGGAACUGGCUUGGGGCUGAUCUCCACCAUCUAUGAUGAGCCCCUGCCCCAGGACCAGGGGGAGUCGCUGCUCCGCCGCCAGCCACCCACCAGUAUGAAGUUUCGUACAGACAUGGCUUUUGUGAGAGGUUCCAGCUGUGCCUUGGACAGCCCUUCAGAGCCUGAGUGACAGGUCCAGGGGCUUCCUUAAUCAGGAUCACUCAUAAUUGCACAGUGGCAGCCCUCUAUACGGUCUUAUCUAAUGCCAAAGCAAAAAGAACUCUGGGAGCAGCAAUCUGCCCUAGCCUGUUCAGGAUGCUUUUUUAGAACUUGCCUCCUGGCUGUCUACCUCAGGGGCAUUUUGACAAAAAGUCCCCAAUCCUCCCUUUUGAUGAAACGGCUUAAUGACCUCUCCCUGGUGGCCGCCUAACCCUGGUCUGUUUGGGCUUGCUCCUGUUGCUUCCCCCAGUACGAUGAAAAGCCAAACUGCCUGAGAUUACCAGCACAACUUCCCGUGGGGAGGGGUAGGGAGGUCGCCACGAAGCCCAGAAGGAGGGGAAAAGGGACAUGGAAGAGGAGAAGAUUUGCGCUCUGAAGAGACGGUUUGGGGGCCGGCCCUCCUUCGCCUCUCCCCUUAACUGGCUGGGACCGGGCAGCGGAGAGUCUAAGGCAGUUAUCCCGAGUCUGAGACCUAAUGGGAGAAUAAAGGAGUGUAUUACCGAAUUUCUCCUCUUCUAACUUGGGCUUGGCGGAAGGUGGGGGAAAACCCUGAAAAGUUCUUCCUGGACCUGCUUACGCCUCAUGCUUCGGCGCCGCCACGCCCCUCGGCGCCAAGCUAUGUCGUCACUGUAAAGGCGGGACUUCCUCUCCGGCCCUCGCUGUUUCCGGCGUUGUACGGAAGUCGGGUGCUGGUCUGGUCAGUGCCUGGCCAUUUGGUCCCCUUACAGCGCGCCUUUUCCAGCUCUCUCUCCUUAGGCGGCUUCCGGGUAUCGCUGCCAGUCCCCAGCCAAGUGCAGUUAGGGGAACCCAUUGCCCUCGGCUCUUGUCUGCGGUGCGGCUCCCCCCUUGCUUCCUCUCUGAACUUGUCUGCUACGCACUUCCUCUCACUUGUCUGAGCCGUGUGCCGCCCAUGGCAGGGGCCGCUCAGACCACGGCCUUUGGGCAAGCGGUGAUCGGCCCGCCGGGCUCGGGGAAGACCACGUACUGCCUGGGCAUGAGUGAGUUUCUGCGAGCGCUGGGCCGGCGCGUGGCGGUGGUGAACCUGGACCCGGCCAACGAGGGGCUGCCAUAUGAGUGCGCCGUAGAUGUGGGCGAGCUGGUGGGCCUGAGCGACGUUAUGGACGAGCUGCAGCUGGGGCCCAACGGCGGUCUGCUGUACUGCAUGGAGUACCUAGAGGCCAACCUGGACUGGCUGCGCGCGAAACUCGACCCCCUUCGCGGCCACUACUUCCUCUUUGACUGCCCUGGUCAAGUGGAGCUCUGCACGCACCACGGAGCCCUGCGCAGCAUCUUCUCCCAGAUGACGCAGUGGGACCUCAGGGUGCGUCUGGGAUCUGGCCCAUUUUGCGGAUGGAGGAACUGAGACGGAGAGGACAGAUGCCACGCCCCCAUGUCCCAUAGCUAAGUAUGGGGUAGAAUUGCUCUGAAGUAAAACAAGUGUGAAUUCGAAUUCUGGCUCUACCACUGACUCGCUGACUGCUGUCCACCUGGUGGAUUCUCACUAUUGCACAGACCCUGCCAAGUUCAUUUCAGUACUGUGUACCUCCCUAGCCACCAUGCUGCAUGUGGAGCUCCCCCAUGUCAACCUCCUCUCCAAGAUGGACCUCAUUGAACACUAUGGGAAGCUGGCCUUCAACCUGGACUACUACACAGAGGUCCUGGACCUCUCCUACCUGCUUGACCACCUGGCUUCUGAUCCUUUCUUCCGCCACUAUCGUCAGCUCAAUGAGAAACUCGUGCAGCUCAUCGAAGACUACAGCCUGGUCUCCUUCAUCCCUCUCAACAUCCAGGACAAGGAGAGCAUCCAGCGGGUCCUGCAGGCUGUGGAUAAAGCCAAUGGCUACUGCUUCGGGGUCCAGGAGCAGCGGAGCCUGGAGGCCAUGAUGUCUGCCGCUGUGGGAGCGGACUUCCACUUCUCCUCCACCCUGGGCCUCCAGGAGAAGUACCUGGCACCCUCAGACCAGCCAGUGGAGCAGGAGGCCAUGCAGCUCUAGCAACAAGCUGGGCUCUUGUUGGAGGAGGACGCACAACCCAGCGCUGGGUAGCAUGGUGGCUUCCAGAGCAGCAGACUGCGCGGCAGGCUGCAGAUCCAAGAGCAGCCCUCACAGGGGGAGACUGGCAAGGGGAUACACAGCCCUGCAGAGGAGUUCGGCCAGAUCCAGACCUGUCACCAAGCAGAGCACUCUCAGUGCUCUGGGCGCUGCCAGCAGGAAUCCAGCACUGGCCCCGCUUGGGCUGUGAUGGAACAUGGUACAAUACAAGAGUUUAUUUUC